Messenger RNA from Hordeum vulgare subsp. vulgare (domesticated barley), 1372 nucleotides. RefSeq names its product 12-oxophytodienoate reductase 1-like. The record is from RefSeq and is a predicted model, not a curated record. The transcript has 4 exons. NCBI's taxonomy places the organism in Eukaryota, Viridiplantae, Streptophyta, Magnoliopsida, Poales, Poaceae. Gene Ontology annotation, molecular function: FMN binding; oxidoreductase activity. Bases 72 to 1169 code for a protein of 365 amino acids.
GCACUCACUCAGUCCAAACCUACCAAUCACACAUCACUCACUCCGCCACAGGAGCCAAUAUCCAUCCAUCAAUGGAGUCCACGCCGGCGCCUCCUCUCCUUACGCCUCACAAGAUGGGCCAGUUCGACCUCGCGCACAGGGUUGUGCUGGCGCCACUGACGAGGCAACGGUCCUACGGCAACGUGCCGCAGGCGCACGCGGCGGUGUACUACGCGCAGCGGGCGACCAAGGGCGGGCUGCUCAUCGCGGAGGCGACGGGGGUGUCGGACACGGCGCAGGGGUGCAAGGACGCCCCUGGCGUGUGGACGGAGGAGCAGGUCGACGGGUGGAAACCCGUGGUCGACGCCGUGCACGCCAAGGGCGCGCUCUUCUUCUGCCAGAUAUGGCACGCCGGGCGCGUCUCCAACUACAAGUUGCAGCCGAAUGGGCAGGCACCGAUAUCGAGCACCGACAAGCAGGUGAGCCCGCAAAUGAGCGCCGACGGCCGUCUCGAGGAGUUCUCGCCGCCGAGGAGGCUCGCAAAGGAUGAGAUACCUAACGUCGUCAACGACUUCAGAGAAGCCGCAAGGAACGCCAUCGCAGCCGGGUUCGACGGUGUUGAAAUCCACGGUGCCUACAGCUACCUCAUUGAGCAGUUCCUCAAGGACAGUGCCAACGACCGCACUGAUGAGUACGGCGGAAGCCUCAAGAACCGAUGUCGCUUUGCGUUGGAGGUGGUGGGCGCCGUUGUCGAGGAGGUUGGUGGCCACCGCGUGGGCAUCAGACUAUCUCCCUUCACCGACUACAUGGAUUGCCAUGACUCGGACCCUCAGGCUCUUGCCCUCCACCUCGUCAAAAAGCUCAACGACUAUGGCAUCCUCUACUGCCACAUGAUCGAGCCAAGGAUGGCGCACGUCGAUGGCCGACGCCAGGUCCCGCACCGCCUGCUGCCUUUCAGAGAGGCCUUCAACGGUACCUUUAUCGCUAAUGGAGGGUAUGACCGAGAGGAAGGGAACAAGGUGAUCGGCGAGGGGUACACCGACCUCGUCGCUUAUGGGCGGUUGUUCCUGGCAAACCCAGACCUACCGAGGAGGUUUGAGUUGAGUGCGCCGCUCAAUGACUAUGACAGGAUGACAUUCUAUACCCCCGACCCUGUCGUGGGCUACACCGAUUAUCCAUUCCUCGACUAAUAAAGCAGCUUCCUGCAAAGCUUGAACGAUGGAAGAAACAAAAAGAAGAAGACGAACAAGAAGAAGAAGAACACGAAGAAGAAGAACAUCGUCAUCAAUCAUCUACUAUACCUUUCCAAAAUUUGGUUAUGCAAAAAAAUGACACAAUUAUGAUGCUCAAUCAUCUUCUUAUUUCAAUAAAAGAGUAACAAGUGACUUUUGCA